GGCGACGAUCCGAUCAUACAUACUGCGUGUUCGAGUGACAUCUCGUAGUUGUUCUCAGAGGGAUUUUUUCAGCGCAGCCUCACUAUGCCUGAGCCGAAGUCCAACCCAGACGAUAUCGCCACGGCGAUCCUGAAGCCGAAAGAUAAGCCCAACAGGCUCCUCGUCGAUGAAGCUGUCACCGAUGACAACUCUGUAAUCCAUCUUUCACAAGCGAAAAUGGACGAACUGAAUCUCUUCCGCGGAGAUACUGUCCUUCUCAAGGGCCGCAAACGUCGCGAGACGGUCGCCAUCGUGAUCUCGGACGAUACAUGUCCGAACGAGAAAAUCCGCAUGAACAGAUGUAUUCGCAAUAAUCUUCGAGUCCGCCUGGGAGACGUAAUUUCCGUCCAGGGCUGCCCCGAUAUCAAAUACGGCAAACGGAUCCACGUGCUGCCUAUCGACGAUUCGGUCGAGGGUUUGACAGGGAGUCUCUUCGAGGUAUUCCUCAAGCCGUACUUCCUCGAAGCCUACAGGCCUAUUCACAAAGGAGAUCUCUUCAUCGUUCGCGGCGGCAUGCGCGCUGUCGAAUUCAAGGUGGUCGAAACCGAUCCUGCCGGCUAUUGUAUCGUGGCCCCGGACACCGUCAUCCACUGCGAGGGCGAGCCGAUCAAGCGAGAAGAGGAGGAGGAGAGCCUCAAUGAAAUCGGUUACGAUGACAUUGGUGGUUGCCGGAAACAACUCGCUCUCAUCAAGGAGAUGGUCGAGCUGCCACUCCGCCAUCCAUCGCUAUUCAAAACAAUCGGAGUCAAGCCCCCGAGGGGUAUCCUGCUCUAUGGACCCCCGGGAACUGGAAAGACGUUGAUUGCUCGCGCAGUCGCCAAUGAAACCGGAGCCUUCUUCUUUUUGAUCAACGGUCCUGAAAUCAUGUCCAAACUCGCUGGUGAGUCCGAAUCCAACCUGCGCAAGGCUUUCGAGGAAGCUGAGAAAAACUCACCCGCGAUCAUAUUCAUCGACGAAAUCGAUGCGAUCGCGCCUAAGCGAGAGAAGACCCAUGGUGAAGUCGAAAGGAGAAUCGUGUCCCAACUCCUGACUCUGAUGGACGGUCUCAAGCAGAGAGCUCACGUGAUCGUUAUGGCCGCGACCAAUCGUCCCAACUCGAUCGAUGCUGCUCUACGUCGUUUCGGACGUUUCGAUCGCGAGGUUGACAUCAGCAUCCCGGACGCGACCGGACGUCUGGAAGUUCUCCGCAUCCACACCAAGAACAUGAAACUCGCGGACGAUGUCGAUUUGGAGAAAAUAGCGGCGGAGACUCACGGCUUCGUCGGCGCCGACCUGGCUGCUUUGUGCUCGGAGGCCGCUCUGCAACAAAUUCGAGAGAAGAUGGACGUCAUCGACCUCGAGGACGAUCAAAUCGACGCUGAGGUUUUGAACUCUCUCGCCGUCUCCAUGGAGAACUUCAGGUGGGCCAUGGGCAAAUCUUCGCCGUCGGCUCUCAGAGAAACGGUCGUCGAAGUUCCCAACGUGAGCUGGGAGGACAUUGGCGGUCUGGAGGGCGUGAAACAGGAACUCCAGGAGAUGAUUCAGUAUCCGGUUGAGCAUCCGGACAAGUUCCUCAAGUUUGGCAUGUCACCACCGAAGGGCGUCCUUUUCUACGGACCGCCUGGCUGCGGGAAGACUCUUUUGGCCAAAGCGAUCGCCAACGAGUGUCAGGCAAACUUCAUCUCGAUCAAGGGUCCCGAACUGCUGUCGAUGUGGUUCGGUGAGUCCGAGUCGAAUGUCCGAGAUAUUUUUGACAAGGCGAGAGCCGCAGCUCCUUGCGUGCUUUUCUUCGACGAGCUGGACUCGAUUGCGAAGUCUCGAGGCGGGAGCGUUGGUGAUGCCGGAGGUGCCGCCGAUCGCGUCAUCAAUCAGAUCCUCACCGAAAUGGACGGAAUGGGGGCGAAGAAGAAUGUCUUCAUCAUCGGCGCGACGAAUAGACCCGAUAUUAUCGAUCCUGCGAUCUUGCGACCCGGCCGUCUCGAUCAAUUGAUAUAUAUUCCACUACCGGACGAAAAGUCCCGCAUGCAAGUCUUCAGGGCUUGCUUGAGAAAGUCCCCAGUCGCAAAAGAUGUCGACAUUGGAUUCCUGGCCAAAAUCACGUCUGGCUUCUCCGGGGCUGACGUCACAGAAAUUUGUCAACGGGCUGCGAAAAUCGCGAUCAGCGAAAGCAUUCAGAAAGAGAUCCAACGUGAGAAGAGCCGUGCCGAGGGUAGUAACGCCAUGGAGAUGGACGAGGAUCCCGUCCCGGAAAUCCGUAGGGACCACUUCGAGGAAUCGAUGAAGUUUGCUCGGAAAUCGGUCAAUGAGAACGAUGUUCGAAAGUACGAGAUGUUCGCUCAGACCCUGCAGCAAUCCCGAGGAUUCGGGAACAACUUCCGGUUCCCGACGCAGACGCCUGCCGCGGGAGGUAACCCUGGAGGUCAAGGCAGUUUCCAAAAUGAUGAAGAUGACGACCUUUAUAACUAAAAAUGAGGUCUAUUUCGCGCGAAAGAGUCGGAUGUGAACUUGAUCGGAGAGACGGGGGGCAGUGGGACAGAAAGGCACUUGCUCCGAUGGUCAGUCCACUCGGAGUUGCCCCAGAAUUUUCUACUAAACAAAUAUGGCCGCGGACCGCGGAUGAGGAAGAAAGGCCGCUCCAGACGAAGCACUAUGAUAGAGGGAAAAUCAGAGAUAAAGGGGAGUGGGAGCGGUUAAAAUCCAGAAUCGCAGCGGCGGAUCUUGAUCAUAGAUCUAGAGAUCAUCUCGCUCUGAGGGAAAGGAGCCAAAAUCAGUUGACAUGAACGAUCCGCCUCUCUAAGCUCCUCUUUCUUUCCCUCGAAACUGCUUGUUCUGUUGUGAUCUUGAAGGAGGCGCAAACGGGCAGCAUAGGCGUGCUGGGUAGUUCGAUUUCGUGUGGGCAACCCUCCCACGUAUCUGGCUCGUCGGAUUUAUGCUAUGCACUUCAUGGAGAGCUCAGAAGCCACGCGUAUCGCAUCGUUCCGCGAUCGCUCGGCGAUAAGCGAGACUCAAGUGUUUCAUUAGGCGAGAUAUUUUCCUUGGUGGUAAUUUUAACUUAAAGAUAAACGAAAGAUAUUACAGAUGGACAUAUUAUACUGCGUCAAUCGAC
Messenger RNA from Galendromus occidentalis (western predatory mite), 3124 nucleotides. RefSeq names its product transitional endoplasmic reticulum ATPase. Gene Ontology annotation, molecular function: ATP binding; ATP hydrolysis activity; polyubiquitin modification-dependent protein binding. NCBI's taxonomy places the organism in Eukaryota, Metazoa, Arthropoda, Arachnida, Mesostigmata, Phytoseiidae. The transcript has 4 exons. The record is from RefSeq and is a predicted model, not a curated record. The coding region runs from base 85 to 2484 and encodes 799 amino acids. Gene Ontology annotation, cellular component: nucleus; cytosol; VCP-NPL4-UFD1 AAA ATPase complex. Gene Ontology annotation, biological process: mitotic spindle disassembly; retrograde protein transport, ER to cytosol; autophagosome maturation.